AUGGACUGUAGUGGACCGGCCUGGAAUGGACUGCACUGGAAGGGGUUGGACUGUACUGGAUUAGACUGGACUGGAGUGGACUGGACUGGACUGGCCGGGACCGGACAGGACCUGACUGGACUGGACUGGACUGGCCUGAACUGUACUGGCCUGGAGUGGACUGGCCGGAUCGGAUUGGACUGGACUGGACCGGACUCGACUGGAAUGGAGUGA
Messenger RNA from Echinostoma caproni, 213 nucleotides. The record is from the annotation of a GenBank genome assembly. Lineage: Eukaryota; Metazoa; Platyhelminthes; Trematoda; Plagiorchiida; Echinostomatidae.